This is a messenger RNA of Ilex paraguariensis (yerba mate), 351 nucleotides long. The record is from the annotation of a GenBank genome assembly. NCBI's taxonomy places the organism in Eukaryota, Viridiplantae, Streptophyta, Magnoliopsida, Aquifoliales, Aquifoliaceae.
AUGACUUUAAUAGAAUCUGGGGAGAUUCUUGCUAGACAACUUGCAAGUUUAGGGGCCAAACUUAUUAUUUCUGCUCGAAAUGAAGCUGAAUUGGAGAGAGUCAAGAAACAACUUACUGGAAAACAUGCACCGGAUGAAGUGAUGAUUUUACCUUUAGAUUUGACAUCUGGGGAAGAUUUUCUUAGAGAGGCUGUACUGAAAGCUGAAUCCUUUUUUGCGGCUGCUGGUGUGGAUUAUUUGAUCCAUAAUGCAGCCUAUGAGCGGCCUGCGAUGGUGUCCCCUACCCUGUCCCCUCUUAUUUGGCCUGAGGCAAGGCUACGUCAAGACCAAGGGUGGCCGUGGACCCCUUAG